Messenger RNA from Doryrhamphus excisus (bluestripe pipefish), 13708 nucleotides. Lineage: Eukaryota; Metazoa; Chordata; Actinopteri; Syngnathiformes; Syngnathidae. The record is from RefSeq and is a predicted model, not a curated record.
CGGUUUAAAGUGUGGCUAGCCAGCUAAAUAAGAUUUAACAUUUUACUUAUUUGUGGUCGCUGCUAAAGAGCCAGCUGUCGGACAGAGCGCGCCCCCUAAAAGCCCCGAAUAAAAUUGUAAAAUGUAUAUAAAUGUAAAAAAACAUGUUUUAUGUCUACAUGCACUCUAAGAACCAAAAACUUGUAUGCGUUUUUAAAACAAAUAAAGAUUGCUUUUAUUUUUGCUUAAGGAUAUUUGACCCCCGCGCACUGACGUCACGAGCGAUUGUCCCCCAUGUAGUUCAUACACAAGCGGCUUUUAAUAGCACUUUUCAGUUGAUGUGGCUCAUUUCAAAGCAGCUUGACACAUUUGAAAGCAAUAAAUAAAGACAUUGCUUAGCCGCGGUUGGGAUGGGGCGCUUUCGGGUCCCACGAAAGCAACUCUGUUAGCUUGCUAGUUAGCUGCAUACUAGUGCCAGCCUAGCACUGUUGUUGUACGAGGCUAGCUAGCUAGCAAGCUACACAUGCUAGCCAAACCGGCAUCGCUGAGCCGCUCAAACAUCUAAUUUAAUGUCUUUUAUGACGGGAACGUUGGACUUACUUUGAAUGUGUUGUUCAACUGUGGCUCUCGGCUACUGUCAAUACGUGUGCCUGCUUUUCAUUUAAGAAACCAAUGCUCAUGUGACCACCGAACAUUAGAUAUGAAUUAGCCAGUAGACGCACCGAUAUAUAUAUAUUUUUUUUUUACAAAACUAGUAUCAAUGGUUGUUUUUGAAAAGCCUCGAAUGAAUGACUGGAGGCAGCUUUCACGCUCACCGGCUUGUGCUGCAGGGACCCCAACGUCUUGCUGUGGGCGAAUGCAGCACAAGUUCACCUCGCUACUCCACUCUUUUUUUUAUUGCUGCUGCAGGAUGCACAAUCCAACAUAUCGGAGCAGCGGCGACCCAGCCUUCCUAGUUACUCAUCUCGCAGAACAUGUGGCGGGGAUCCUAAUUUCAGCAUCCUGGAAGUAGAAAGCACCGAAGAUCUGUGUCUCACACCACAGACAGGUGCAGCGUGUGGCCGGAGCAGCACAGAGGAAGGAAGCUGUGGGGAGGCGGCAGUGCUGCAGCGUGCCUCUCCGGCUGUGGAUGUGCUGGGUGGCAAGCCCCAGGCUGCACAGAAUGUGUCUGGGGAGUCACCUCGGCAUGUCCCGCAGCCGGCCGCUGCUGCUGCCCCCCACCCGGUCCCUUCAGUCCUCGCGCCGUUGCCAGAGAGCGGCCACUCGUUGUUCCUGGUCAUGGAGACCGCUCCUCCUACCGCCUUGCCAGAGACGCUCCCCGUUAGCGGUGACGCCAAUGCCUACAUCUCACAGGAAGUCAACUCGUCCCUUGCUGAGGACUUCAAGACCUCCAACAGUCCUUUUCUCGCCUCGCAUGCACAAAAUGACGAGGCGCCGGCGUUGCGACACGACUUACAAACUGCUGCUAAAGAGACAAACCUCACAAAUAGCGAGACGCAUCAGAUUCAGCCGCAAACAGGCGCCGGACUCGUGGUCGUCACGGCGGCGCACGAGUGCAACUCUGAGAAUGGGACGAGCUUGGCGUUCCAGUCGUAUGCGGGUGGAACUAUCGUCCCGCAGGCGCAAGUUCAGUUCUGCUUCGCGGCCUCGCCCUUCCUAGAUGCUGGGGAGCACGGAGCUACCGAACAAUCAGAGCGAGCCAGCGGGACCCAGGACACCGAUGCGCCCGCUUCGUGGAACUGCAGCGAGCAAGUUCACCUGCCUCAAGUUAUCAGUCAGCUCAGACAGGGUGCUCUCGACACGUCUGAGCGCGUCAAUGAGGCAGAUGACUCGUCAGACAAAGCACCGCCGGUCGCAACAAAAACAACUGCGACCCCGAACACAGAAGAACCCCCAACCGAACCUGGAUCAGGUUCUCCUGCUCCAGCAUUGUUCCACAGGACUACUACCGGAGAAGACGCUGACAUCCAGACAGGCUGCCUGAGCGAGGAACAAAGUGAAGGUUCCUCCAAAGGCUCGGCUCUGUGCCCGGUGCUUGACUCGGACUUCGUCGUGUCCCUGCAGGCAGAGCAGGGGGAAGCGGAACCAUCUGAACCCUGCCACCAGAUCCCCUUAUCAGAGACUCCCAUGAUCGCCGAGCUGGUGCAUUCUGCCGACCCGCAAGAGAUCGUCGUGGUGAGCGAGGCGUCGUGGUCCAACGUGCACCUGAAGCAGAGUUACCUCCUGCAGCACGCCGACGGCAGCGUGUGCGAGGCCGCCAUCGUCACCGGGCACGCACCCGCCGAGGCGAAGCUGUAUGAAGAUGGCGUUCAAGCCGACCUGGACCUCAACUCCCAAAACGUGGAGGUGUACCAGUUCUGCGGCCUGGUUGAGGAGGUCGCCGAGGAAACGGUGUGCGUCAGUACCAGCGUGCAGAUACCGCACUCCCCGGGAUACGAGGUCAACUUGUUCAACGCUUUGUUAGACUCCUCCGAGGGUCUGGAAUCCCACUUAGAACCUUCCAUUCAUACUAUAGAUGACAGCGACACCGUCAUCAUUUCCCAGCAGGCCUUGCCUUCAUCGCAUGAUGCAGACCAGGUGCAGGUUUGCUCCAGCAACAACGUCCACAACCUGUCAGUAGCUGCCGCUGUGGGACAGCACCUGCUGUUGGACACCAGCUCCAACCAGGUUUGCUUGGUGGAAGUGGACUCCUUCCCCAUCCAGCAGACAGACACUCCCACACCAGUCGUGACGCCGUGUUCGCAGGUGAGUGAGGACAGACAGGAAGCGGAGGGACGGGCUGCUCCACCGUCCCCAGUGGACGCCGCUGAAGGCGAGCGGACGGAACCGUGCGUCACGCCUGAGGCCCGCGUUUCCUCUCCUGCAGGAACCCAAGAGCCUCCAUUUGAGGAUCCAUCCCAGCAUGCCCAGCCAGAGGCUUUCAUCACUCACCCUGCAAGGAUUAUUAAUCCCAAACUGCUGCUCCUGCAACCAGGAGCGAGCUCUCUCCUGAAGCACUCCCUCCUGGUUUCCCAGCAGAACGUGGACCCCGACCCAGACGACGCGGCGUCUGACAAGUGCCUUGCUGUUGCGUCUUCACCUGCGGCCGAGAGCAAUCACGCAAAUGGAACGAAGCCUUCGGCCAGCGAGAUCACAGCGGCUUCACAAUGCGCGAGCAGCUCUGCCAGCCAAUCAGAGGCCUUACCUGUCACGAGUACUUCAAGUUCGCCCCAAACGCCUCAGCCCAGGGACUCCUCGCAAAGUAGCGGCGUGGCACCUUCCUCCAGCGCUAACGACACCACCGAGCAGCCAGACUCCCCCUUUGCGGAGGAGGAUGAAGAUGACGAUGAGGAAGAGGACGAGGAGGAGGAGGAGGACGACGACGAUGAAGCACCGGGGGAUGCGGAGGCCAUGGACGAUGCGUCGGGUCAGGUCAGCAGCGCAGACGAAGACAGCGGCGACGACGACGAUGACGUCGACAGACAGGAAGGAGAGAUGACAACUCCCCGCACGUCACACAAACAUGGGCAGAGCAGGACAGACAGACAGGCACUGUUCCGAAAGGUGAGGAAGUGGAUCGCAGACAGGGUAUCGCCCUCCACCUCGUCCUCCUUCCUGGAACCCUCACCCAGCAGCGAUUGGACCACCUCUCGCCAUGAGAAGUCUUCGCCUCUGCGGGGGCCUCACGGCAAGUUUGUGUCCCCCUCAUCAUACAGUUCCUCCUCGUCCCCACCCGAUCAGUCGACUCCUCAGCGGCCCCGCGGAGAGCGACGUGGAGACAUGGUGGAGUUGGCCAAACACGAGGCAGACAUCGAGCACCGGACUCAGGCGCUGAAGCGUGAAGGCUGCUGGUCCACAAAGCGUCUCACCCGCCUGAUGGAACCACCACGGCCCAAAGUGCACUGGGACUACCUGUGCGAGGAGAUGCAGUGGCUGUCUGCUGACUUUGCCCAGGAGAGGCGCUGGAAGAGAGGCGUGGCUAGAAAAGUGGUCCGAAUGGUCAUGCGACACCACGAAGAACUGCGACAAAAAGAGGAAAAAGCCAAGCGAGACGAGCACGCCAAAAUCAGGAGAGUGGCUUCUUCCAUCGCCAAGGAAGUGCGGGCUUUUUGGAGCAGUGUGGAGAAGGUGGUGCAGUACAAGCAGCAGUCUCGGCUGGAGGAAAAGAGAAAGAAGGCUUUGGAUCUUCAGCUGGACUUUAUUGUGGGACAGACUGAGAAGUACUCGGACCUCCUCAGCAAGUCCCUCGCUCCCACCAGCCGCCCCGAAGGGGGCCCGUCGCCUUCCAAAACAUCUGCGCCCUCCGCUAUUGAUGAAGAUGACAGAGACUUUGAGCCUCCGUGCGAGGAGGACGACGACGAAGAGACGAUCGAGGUGGAGGAGCAGCAGGAUGGGAACGACGCCGAGAGCCACCGCAGGGAGAUUGAACUCCUGAAGGAGGAGAGCAUGCUGCCCCUGGACCAGCUGCUCAGUACGCUACAACAGCCUCAGAACUCUGCCUCGGAUGAAGAAUGCUCAGAUGAUUCCUCAUCAGCAAGGCAUGAAGAAGAAGACGGUGAAUUCACCGCCAAUGAAGAGGACGCUGAAGAUGAGGAGGAUACCAUCGCCGCCCAGGAGAAAGUGGAGGGAGAUGUCGAUCAUGCGGAAGAAUUGGAUGACUUGGCCAAGGAGGGAGAUAUGACCAUGGAGGAGCUCCUGGAGAAGUACAAAGGCGCGUACACAUCAGACUUCGAGGAGCCCUCCGCCUCUGGCUCCAAGGAAAGCUCCGAUUCGGAGGCGUCUGGCGACGAGGAGGUGGAGACGGAAGACGACGAGAGCGAUGUGGAAUGCAACACUUCCUCCUCGGACUCUGCAGGAGAGAGUGAAGAGGAGGAGGAGGAGGACGAGGAAGAGGACAGUGAGAAGAAUGAGGAGGAGCAUGAGGAAGAGGAGGAUGACUGCGCCGAUGAAGGGAUGGAGGUCUUGCUGAAGGAGGGAGACCACAGCCCGUCGUCGUCCGGCUCGCGACCAAAGAAGGAGAUCAGCCACAUCGCAGCGACGGCAGAGAGCCUGCAGCCCAAAGGCUACACGUUGGCCACCACCAAGGUCAAGACCCCCAUCCCCUUCCUGCUUCAUGGCACCCUGCGUGAGUACCAGCACAUUGGACUGGACUGGUUGGUCACCAUGUUUGAGAAGAAGCUUAAUGGGAUCCUGGCUGACGAGAUGGGUCUGGGAAAGACCAUCCAGACCAUUGCGCUCCUGGCUCACCUCGCCUGUGAGAAAGGUAACUGGGGCCCUCACCUCAUCAUCGUGCCCACCAGCGUGAUGUUGAACUGGGAGAUGGAGCUGAAGCGCUGGUGUCCCGGCUUCAAAAUCCUCACCUACUUCGGCAGUCAAAAGGAGCGCAAGCUGAAAAGACAGGGUUGGACCAAGCCCAACGCUUUCCACGUUUGUAUCACGUCGUACAAGCUCGUACUGCAGGAUCACCAGGCCUUUCGGCGCAAGUCUUGGCGCUACUUGAUCCUCGAUGAGGCACAAAACAUCAAGAACUUUAAGUCGCAACGCUGGCAGAGUCUGCUCAACUUCAACAGCCACAGACGUCUGCUGCUGACGGGAACUCCUCUGCAGAACAGCCUGAUGGAACUGUGGUCUCUGAUGCACUUCCUGAUGCCCCACGUCUUCCAGUCCCACCGCGAGUUCAAGGAGUGGUUCUCCAACCCGCUGACGGGGAUGAUCGAGGGCAGCCAGGAGUACAACGAGGGCCUGGUGAAGAGGCUGCACAAGGUGCUCAGGCCCUUCCUGCUCAGGAGAAUCAAGGCCGACGUGGAGAAGCAGAUGCCCAAGAAGUACGAGCAUGUGGUGCGCUGUCGCCUCUCCAAGAGGCAGCGCUUUCUCUACGACGACUUCAUGGCGCAGGCCUCGACCAAGGAGACCCUGGCCAGUGGUCACUUCAUGUCCGUCAUUAACAUCCUCAUGCAGCUUCGCAAGGUGUGCAACCACCCCAACUUGUUUGACCCUCGCCCCAUACAGUCGCCCUUCAUCACCAAGCCCAUUGUUUUCCGAACUGCCUCCCUGGUGCUGGACGCCGUGGAGGUGUCUCCUCUGAAGCGCUGUGACCUUUCUAUAUUUGACCUCAUCGGUUUGGAGGGCCGCGUCACCCGGUAUCAGGCAGACGUCUUUGCUCCAAAUCACAAAGUCGGUCGCCAGCUCAUCCAGGAGGUCGUCGAGUCUCCCGCACCCCCGCCGAGACCCAAACAGAUCCGCAUGAAGGUCAACAGGUUCUUCCACCCGCCUCCCAAAGGCGACAACCGUUCAGCCGUGCCAACAAACAAACCCACCUGCUCUGUGCCGCCCGCAGCUCAGACGCACAAACCUCCGACCCCUGAGGCCUCGGCACCUCCUCCUUCGUCUGCACCGCCAACUGUGCCUGCCCCCGCGCCCGCCCCCGCAGUUCAACAAGUUAUAUGUUCGGUGGCAACCACCCCCCCUCCGCGCUCCUCCCUGCCUCCUGGUGCCCAAACGGCUGUGAGAUCCACCACUCCAAAGCCGGUCCUUACCGUACGUCCUCCCCCUGCUCCAGGCACUGCCGGCAUUCCCGCUCACCCGACUCCGAACGCCAGCAGCAUCAUGCCCCAGAGGGUUCUGCUCAGUCCAGACAUGCAAGCAAGACUGCCAUCUGGCGAGGUCGUCAGCAUAGCGCAGCUCGCCUCCCUGGCAGGAAGACCGGUGUCGUCGUGUCAGGGCAGCAAACCGGUCACCUUCCAACUGCAGGGCAACAAGUUGACCCUCUCUGGAGCGCCGAUCCACCAAGUCCAAGCACCGCCCCCUCGCCCCGUGCAGGGCAACGUGAUGCACCUCGUGUCCAGCGGGGGGCAGCAUCACCUCAUCAGCCAGCCCGCCCAGGUGAGCGUCCAGAGCCCCGCCAGCGCCAAGCCCGUGCCUGCGACCACCCCUGCGCACCGCCUGCCCCUCGGUCCUUCCUCUCAAGUGCCCUCCUCUUCCGUGGUGAGCAGCCCCGGCGUGGUGAAGAUCGUUGUGCGUCAGGCACCAGGCAAGGAGGGGGGGCCCGUGCCCACCCUAGCCGUUGCCCCGUCGCCUCGUGUGACAACCCCGUACCCCCACCCAAACACAGCCCCUAUCCGAAUUGCGGCAACGCAGCAAAUCGCCCAGCGCACCCCCGGUCCUGCCACCGCCACCUACACUCUAGCCCCUCCCAGAACCUCCAGCACCACCCCAAACCAGUCCCAGCCCCUGACUCCCAUUCUGAAAAUAGUCCAGCCUCCCCCACUUUGCACAGAGAAGCCAGCGUCCUCCUCGGUUUCAGCGGAGGCGACUUCGUCUUCUGCGUCUAAGCCAGAGGCCCAUGAAGGGACCAGCACCGACACCAGUACAACCAACACUACCACUACCACUACCACAGCAGCAUCCACCUCCAAUACCAGUCCGACUCCGGCUGGUACAAAGGCCAAAGCCAGUGCUGCUACAAAAGUUCCCCCUCUCCCCAGGAAGGCACCUCGACCGCCUCCGCGUUCUCCUUUCUACAUUCCAUCGCUGGCACAUGCCGUCAGGCAGCAGCGCAACGACAAACUGGACUUCAUCUUUAGAGUCAACCAGCACCGCUGUGCUGCAAAGCCCGUGUACGGCAAGGAGGUUCUGGACUUCCUGACGUUUCUCCCCGGGGCCCGCCCCUCGCCGGCCGCCCUGCACCCCGCCGAGGCCGAAUGGGGUCGUUCGGGCCACAGCAGCUGUUUGCUAUCACAGCAAGGACACGAGUGGGACUUCUGGUGUCACAGUCACCGUGUGGCCGGCGCCAUUUAUAGCAUCGAGGAGAGGCUGGAACUGCUUACUGAUAUCGUGGACCGGUUUACAUUUGUGAUCCCGCCAGUGGAGGCCGCCCGCAUCACCAUGCACUGCUGCCACCCUCCUCCCUCUCUGGCCCACAAGGAGGCGCUCUUCUCCUCUGCGCUCUCGGAACAAGUCACUCCGCUCACUCGCAGCCUCCAUCGCAUCCAGUGCAACAUGCGGACCCAGUUCCCGGACCUGAGGCUCAUCCAGUAUGAUUGUGGGAAGCUGCAGACGCUCCACUUGUUGUUGCGGAAUCUGAAGACGGGCGGCCACAGAGUGCUGAUCUUCACCCAGAUGACUCGCAUGCUGGACGUCCUGGAGCAGUUCCUCAACUACCACGGACACAUCUACUUGCGGCUGGACGGCAGCACCCGAGUGGAGCAGCGACAGGCCCUCAUGGAGCGCUUCAACGCCGAUCGCCGGAUCUUCUGUUUCAUUUUGUCCACGCGCAGUGGAGGUGUGGGCGUGAACCUGACUGGCGCGGACACGGUGGUGUUCUACGACAGCGACUGGAACCCAACCAUGGACGCUCAGGCCCAGGAUCGGUGCCACCGCAUCGGCCAGACUCGAGAUGUCCACAUCUACAGGCUGAUCAGUGAGCGCACGGUGGAGGAGAACAUUCUGAAGAAAGCCAACCAGAAGAGAAUGCUGGGAGACAUGGCCAUCGAAGGAGGAAACUUCACCACAGCUUUCUUCAAACAGCAAACCAUCCGUGAGCUGUUUGACGUCAACGAUGGUGAAAAGAGGGAGGUGGCAGUGGAGGCGUCGGCGCCUCACGCUGAGGAUGAGGAAGCCGGCAACAAGCAGAGCACCACCAUUCUGGAGCAGGCGCUCUGCCGUGCUGAGGAUGAGGAAGACAUCGUCGCUGCUUCUCAGGCCAAAGCUGAGCAGGUGGCGGAGCUGGCGGAGUUCAAUGAGAACAUUCCACUGGACGACGGAGGGGAACAGGAAGACGUGGAGGAGCUCUCCAAGGCGGAGCAGGAAAUAGCGGCUCUGGUGGAGCAGCUCACUCCCAUUGAGCGCUAUGCCAUGAACUUCCUGGAAGCCUCCUUAGAAGAUGUUUGCAAAGAAGAGUUGAAACAAGCUGAGGAGCAAGUGGAGGCUGCCAGAAAGGGUCUGGACCAGGCCAAGGAGGAGGGCCUCAGACUACACGCGUCCUCCGAUGAAGACGAGUUUUUGUCGACUCCAGCCUCUGUGGAACCCGCUCAGCCUACUCCUGCGCGGCGUGGCCGCAAGCCCAAGGACAAAACCAAGACCGUCACCUCGACAAGGACCAGCGGUCGUCUGCGUGGGGCCUCUCCUGAAACCGAGCCCGCAAUGCAAAGAGAAGUGCCUGAAAGAGUCCGCUCCGGUCUCAGAGGACGUGGCGCCGCCAAAGACUCGAACGCGCCGUCUCGCACAGACCCUUCAAAGACAUCCAGGCUCCAGGAGUCGUCCAAAUCUUCAAAAGCCUCAUCUCCUGCCAGAGAUCAUCAGGCCGGUAAAAACAAGCCUCAAGCCAGUUCAGUGCCUUCCUCGCCGCAGAGCGUGUCUGAGACCCCCAGAAGAGGCAAAGAGGAGAACUCCAAGGAAAGCAGGUUGUCAUCCCUGGAGACAUCCCUGGAAUCCGUGCGCCAGGUGGACCAUGAAGCAAAAGACGAUGUCGGCAAAGACCAAAGCACCAUGUCUCCGCCCUCCACCAGCUGUCGCUCACCUCGCAAGCGCCAGUCCGCAGACGAUGAAGUCCUGCGGGGCCUGGUGGACGAUUCGCCAUCGGCCAAAGUCCUGCGGAAGCUUCCGGGUCGGCUGGUCACCGUGGUGGAAGAGAAAGAGCCGAGGAAGAGGAGGUGGCGAGGAAGCAGUACUGGGGGUUCUUCAGAAGAGGCCUCGCUGGAGGAGAACACAAGUGGACCUGUAGAGGAACCAAAUAAAGGCAGUCCAUCUUUGGUUCCUGACAGCAGUAGCUCUAAAGACACUUUGACCAAAUCCCCUCAGGACCAAGACUCCACCCAGAGUCCACCUGUGCACCUUCAGCCUGUCAGAGCUUACCCUCCAUAUUCUCCUCCCCAUCUGUCUCCUGACAUGCCCGUGCUGAGGAACCUUCCCGUACGCCGCAGGCUGGAAACGGAAUCUCGCAUGGCGGCGCAGCUGGGAGAGCUCCUGCACGGAGGUCGAGGAAGGGGCGCCCACAGGAAAUCGGACUCGUCUUUGAGCAAAGAAACCACUUCGCCCGAGGCCGCCGUCAAUUCCCAUGCAACACCUUUGAAAAGAAAGAGGGGCCGGCCCCCUAAAUGUCCCCCCAAGUUGCCUGACCUCAACAACACAGCGUCGCCUCCCCCCUCACAACCAGUCUCACCCUGUGAGGAUGGGGACGCCCCCCUUUCCCCGAAACGUAAGCGGGGUCGCCCCCGCAAAGACUCGGUCAGUGCUCCAGACUUUGUUUGUGACGGACACACGAAAAAUGUCACGCCCACUGCCAAUGUGUCCAGUGGAUCCAAACCGGAUGCUAGUGAAGAUCCAAGUCUCCCACUGGACCAGAAGCCAGAGGACACUGAUCAGGACUUCCUGUCUACCAAAGCUGAAGAAACGGACUCCAAGACUGACGCGUCGACUCCAGUCCAAGCAGCCACCGAGCCAGAAGCUCAGCAGGCCUCCGUUGCAUCCCCAGACCCGGUCACCAGGCCCGACCGUGCUGCAGACCCCACACCAAACCAGGUUCCAAGUCCAUCACCACCCGCCAUUCUCGUCACGUCGCCUCCGCCAGCAUCUGAUCUUUCCGGACCCCGUGAUGCACCAUCUGAGCCAGAUCCAUCAGACGCUGCCAAAAGCCCCACUGGUGCCACUCCAGUUGCUACCCCUCCGUCACCGCCACCCCCCGGGCCACCGCCCAUGAUGGUGGACGCAAAACCACCAUCAGAACCUGGAGUCUCUGUCCCAUCGAGCCAAGUGGAGGCAGAACCUGCUGCUGAGGAGGAGUCGCUUCAGUCCUCUGCUCCGCCAGCCGACGCUACAGACCCCCCCGGUCCCACCUCCACCCAGCAUGCAGCCACCUCAUCAAGCCCGGUGGAAGGUUCUUCUGAACUGGCAGAACCAGACUGCACAUCUCCUCCAAAUACUGAGCCUGUGUGUCCAGACCAGUCCAGCACAAGCCAACCAGAUGCCUCAGCUGGAGAUGAACGCCCACCUGUGGAGGUACCUGCAUCUCCACUUUCUAACACGCCCUCUCCAGCAUCUGCUCCACCUUCUCCGGCCUCCUCUCUCCAUCCUUCUCCAUCACUCGCAACCUCCACGACCUGUGCUCCGUGUGAUGAGAACACGUCUACGCCAUCAGACAAGAUGGACGCUACACCAUCCACGGACCCGACCACCACCACGGCCCCCCCAGAAUCAGUGCCACCAUCAGCAAUGGCGACCACAGUUGCUCCUCAAACACCUCCAGCCGUCUCCUCACAAGAACAAACGUUAAAUGCUGCUGCUUCUCCUAGUACUGAACCCCAUCCAGUCUGGUCUAAGAGGGACCUGGACCAGACAGGCUUGGCGGAAGCGGACCAUGCAAAGGCUGAAGACGACACUCAGCAGGACAUCUUGGCGUCGCAUCGCAAAAGAAGGAAGGUGGAGGGUUCUCCUGAGGCCAAAGACAUGGAGAAAGAAGGCGAAGUUGUUGAGGCAGCCAAAAGCGUCUCUCCCAACGAGGAGGAGGAAGAGGAGGGGCAGGAGGAGGAGGUGAAGCGAAUGAGCGAGGAGCACAAGACGCCCACUCAGAAAAGGUCUUACAGUCGUCAGAGCAGCCAGGACUCCACACGCUCGUCUUCACCCUCCUCUGGCUGCUCCACGUCCACCUUGACGCGGCACGCCCACCACAAGAGGACAUAUGAGAACCGACACCCCGGCAAGAGGAGGCGGGUCGACGUCACCUCGGAGGAGGGGCCGGGCGACAAAGCGGAAGAGGAAGGUUCCCCUCAGAGGAGACGUUCCCGGUCUUUCUCAUCGUCCUGCGACUCUGAAGAUGAGGGCGGCAGGAAGGAAGGCCGCCUGACUCGCUCUGCCAAGUGCCAGCUACAGGACCGGGACCAGGACCAGGACCAGGAUCAAGACCAGAGCCGCAAGCGAGACGGAAGGAAGCCUGCACGCGGCUCUGACAGCAAUGCCAACACGUCCACCGGGGGCGACUCUGGCAGCGACUCGUCUUCAGUCAGGGUCACCAGGAGGUCAGCGGGGUCUUCUCAAGACAAGAAGGCACCCCCCAGCAGCGCGGCCCCGUGUCCCCCUGAGCCGGAGGUCCUGGGGAAGAGGUGCUCGGCCCUCAAUGCGGCAGCUAAGCUUCUCGCAAUGAAAGGAAGGGUGGACACCCCCGGUCACACCCCCCGCAAGGACUCCAAAGCAGGUGGGAAGGGCCCCGCUGCGUCCCCCGACCAAAAGAACCCAAAGUCCAAAUGUAAAACUGUCCCGGCCGCCCAGAACAGCUGUGGAAACACCAACAGCAAAAGUAGCAGCAAAUCACCAACUCCAAAUCAAGCCAGUCGGCCUGCACCCCGCUCCACCAGACAGUGCCCGGGUUCUCUGGUGCCCCCCCUGGAGGAGUACAAGAGGCCCAAGCCUGAGGAGAAGGAGGCUGGGAGUCGAAAGGCGGUCAAGGGGAAGGAAGGCGGGGAGGCGUCUCGAGGGCGAAGCGCCUGCAGCAGCAUGAGCAGCGACGGCGAGGCGGACGGCGGGCGCCCCCCAAGCAGCCGCAGCAGCAGCGCCAGCAGCCGGCGGGCGCACAGUGCCAGCUCUCGGAACACGGAGCGCAAGGGGGCGCGCUCCCGGGCCGCGUCCUCGGGCAGCGACCGCAGCGCCGAGCGGGGGAGGAAGGACAAGCAGGCUCGUCGGAGGGGGAGCCAGGGCGAGCGCCGACCCCUGAAGCUCUCCCAAGACGCCACGGCCGGCAUGGGGGUGGAGGGCACGCCGGACAGGAUGCUGAGGAGCGUGGCGGCGCUGGCGGCGGUGCAGGCGAGGUCGCCGGCGGCGAGCACGCGCUCCUCGGCCAACCAGCAACGCCACAACAAGACAUGAGCGCCGAGCGCUCCGCAACGUCAACGAGCACGUCUUGUCUGCGCUCUACAUCUCCUCCAGGACGCCGGUGUUGCACAAGCCAGGGACCUCCCAGUGCCAUGGGCCCUCUUCCCCCUUUCCACAUGAAGCCGGCGGGGGCGGCCCAGGGGUGCCGGACUGACUAGAAGGGCGCCGUGGCCGUAGCUUGGCCGCGUGAGGGCAGGCUGGUCACUCGGGGACGGAGUGAGCGGCUUGAAAGGUUUUGAUGAAGAGCGACCUCCGCCGGAGCUGCUUUGCUUCUAUCUUCAGUGAAUCCACGUGAGAGCCACACUUGUCCUUCUCAUUUGCACAUUUCCUUCUCCACUUUCCCGGCGUCACCUUCAGCCGCUCCAUUGGUCGGGUGGUCUCUACAGGUCAAAGGUGUUGAUGAUGUCACCUCAUCACUGUCGUGGCUCUGAGGCGGUUCGGUUACUGUUGUGUAUUUAUAGCGUGCGAGUGCCUCUCGGGCCUUCUAAAGGGUUCUGACCCGAGCUUGCCUUGUGAAGCACCUGAUGCUGGAGUGUUGAGCUUCACUCUCGUCAAGAAGAGCCAAAAAAAAAAAAAAAAUAGAAGAAAAACUCCUGGAAUGAUCAAGGAACUGACUCUACAUUUGUGCUACCAAAUAGUUUUAUCUGUUGCCGUCACGUCUUUGUUGUGUAACAUAAGAACUUGGACAGGCGGUGUGGAACGAGCGGUUCGGGUGACCGUCAACAAAUUUACUUUAGGGCAGGUUCUGGUGAUGGUCUUUUUUGUUUUUGUUUUUUUUUUGGUUUGUCUCUUUAUUUGUUGCAUUCCUUCAAUCCCUUGUAAUUCCACAAUGUUUUACUUGAACAAUUAAGACAAUUACUAUUGAAUAAAAAGACCAAAAGUGAUCUGA